Laetiporus sulphureus 93-53 is the source of this 2346-nucleotide messenger RNA. RefSeq lists its product as uncharacterized. Gene Ontology annotation, biological process: vesicle-mediated transport. Gene Ontology annotation, molecular function: small GTPase binding; ubiquitin binding; guanyl-nucleotide exchange factor activity. NCBI's taxonomy places the organism in Eukaryota, Fungi, Basidiomycota, Agaricomycetes, Polyporales, Laetiporaceae. The transcript has 9 exons. The record is from RefSeq and is a predicted model, not a curated record. The coding region runs from base 1 to 2346 and encodes 781 amino acids. Gene Ontology annotation, cellular component: endocytic vesicle; cytosol.
AUGACCUCUCCUCCGCCUCAGGAAAUUCAAAGAAUUAGUGAGGGUCUUCGUGAAAUACGCAUUGGCGACUCAAGAGAUGACGUCCGUGCUCCUGAUACCGAGCUCAAUACAUGGCAAGAUCAGGUCCCGGAGUCCGUCGCUCGCGUGGAGCCGGAGGUUGAGCGGACACCACACCUUCCUGAUCCUUCCUCAGUUAAUUCAUCGACGACGGCGGAUUUUCAUUCUGAGCUGGGGCAAUCUCACACCCGUGCUAGUGAAGAAAUCCUUCAGGAGUUCGAUCCGCUCGCGAGCUCAGCGGAGAAAGCCACACGUGAGGCGUGGUCGAGUACAUCCAAGAGCUCACUACCAUCCAUCUCUGGUGCGCCAUCGAACUCUACCAGUACCCAGACUACCGCGGCUCAAAUUUCGGAAUUGUCUCCAAGCCCAUCUGCGCCGACUGAAUCCUCGUCGCCAGCUCCGACCUUCCCCGCCCUUGCUGCAAUUGCACGCUCUUUCUCUCUGCCCCUAGGAAAUCGUAGCCGACGUCCACGUUCUCUUGAUGUUGCUACGGUCGUUCCAUCACCCUCUACGCUCUCUUCCCUUGUUCAACAACAGCGAGCAGCCCCAGCUGGCACGGCCACGGGGACUGAAGGCAAUGACGUUCUAUCUUCUGGAGGAAGUGGGGGUAGCACACCAGGUAUCUUGGAGCCAGAGAGGACUAAAGGAGGGGCUGCGGAUAGCCCUCCCUUUGACUUCCAAAGGUUCCUGGACCAAAUGAAGUUGAAGGGUGCAGAGCCUGUAGCGAAGUACCUCCGGUCAUUUCUGAGCAACUUUGCCAAGAGAACGUUCACCGUAAACGACCAAGUGAAACUCAUCAACGAUUUUCUCAACUUCAUUUCAGACCGCAUGCGUGAGACCGAUAUCUGGCGGAACGCAUCAACUUCCGAAUUCGACAAUGCUAUGGAAGGCAUGGAGAAACUGGUUAUGAAUAGGUUAUAUGACUUUACAUUCACCCCUCAAGUCGUGCGCAUGGUGCCUCCUCGCCCAGUCACAGUCGACGAUCUGGAAAAAGAUCAUGUACUCUCACAGCGUAUUGCACUUUUCCAGUGGAUUCAACCGAAACACCUGGACGUACUUGAGGGGGAGGGAAGCGAGGGCUUCCUCCUCUUUGCGCAACAAGAACUCAUCAAGGUCAAUCAUUACAAAGCGCCGCGGGACAAACUUAUUUGCAUCUUGAACUGUUGCAAGGUCAUAUUUGGUAUGAUCCGACAUUUGCGAAUGGAGGAGAAUGCGGACGCCUUUGUUCCUAUCUUGAUAUACGUGGUUCUGAAAGCGAAUCCUCCACAUCUGUUGUCAAAUGUCGAGUUUAUCAGCCGCUUUCGAAAUCCUGCAAAACUGCAAAGUGAAGCGGGCUACUAUUUGAGCAGUCUCAUGGGUGCCGUGUCUUUCAUAGAGACGAUGGACCAUACGUCAUUAUCUAGUAUCACACAGGAGGAAUUCGAGCGGAAUGUCGAAGAAGUCAUCCAAUCUCUUUCAAGCACUGAACCUACGACACCUGAAUCAGCUACUCCAUCCAUGGCCAGGUCGCAAACGCCGACGACAAGCAGUGCAUCGUCAUCUCACUCAGGAGAAGAGUCUGCUCAGCUGUUGGCCCUUCCUACACCAGCUCAAGCCUUCGGUCAAGACGCCCGCCGCUUCUUGCAGAAAACAGGCGAUACAUUCUCGAAGCCGCUCAGCGCAAUUAGCCGCAUAUUCAAUGAGGUCUUGGACAAUGCAGAGGAGUCACUUUCGUCAUUCGCACCUGUAGAUGCUGCUCGGAGCGAACAGCAGCGUCGGCAACAGAUCGAAGAAGACCGUCGGCUCGCACAGACGCUUGGGCUUGCAGAAACGCAGGCAUCGUAUGCAGGGAAUAGUCAGCAAUCAGGCGGAUAUAGUACUCCUUAUCAAACGCGAGUCCGUCGUGUUCCAACCCCGGUUUCACCAUCGCCUUCCAUGGAUUCCUUCCGCUUCGGUUCCUCUGCAGGGCCAGAGAUUCCUGCUCGGCAACGUACUGUAUCCAAUAUCGACCAGCGUUCAACGAUGAGCGCGUCGCAGAGCGCCUCUGCCAUUCGAUCCAGGCCUGGCUCUCAAGAUCUCCGACCACAGUCUGCACAUGUCUCUCGGACGCCCACGCCGAGCCUGGACUUGGUAGGGCUGCAGGAUGAGAUUGACCGUGCGCACGAGAGAGCAGCCGUUGCAGCCCGGGAAACCCUAAAGCAGAUCUUCCCGACUACCGAUCCUGAGAUUAUGGAAUGGGUGCUGGAGGCCAACGAGGGGGACCUCGGGAAGAGCAUCGAGGCCCUUUUGGAGAUGAAUAGUGGGACAUAA